CGGACCGAGGCACGAACCCGCGUCCCUUGCAUCGGCAGGCGGACUCUCAACCACUGCGCCACCAGGGAAGCCCUUACUGGAUGCUGCCCAUCACAGAGCACCUGCUGCACCUCCUGGGACUGGAGAAGACGGUGUUCCGUUUGUAUGCCCUGUCCGGGCUCCUUCUCUCCCUGCUCUUCUUCCUCUUCCGUCUGUUGCUGCAGUUCCUGAGGCUCUGCUGGCACUUCUAUAUCACCUGCUGCCGACUGCGCUGCUUCCCCCAGCCGCCCCGGCGCAGCUGGCUGCUGGGCCACCUGGGCAUGUAUCUCCCGAAUGAGACAGGCCUCCAAGAUGAGAAGAAGGUGCUGGACAGCAUGCACCAUGUGAUCCUGGUGUGGAUAGGACCUGUCCUGCCACUGUUGGUGCUGGUGCACCCUGACUACAUCAAGCCCCUGGUGGGCGCCUCAGCUGCCGUUGCCCCCAAGGAUGACCUUUUCUAUGGCUUUCUGAAACCUUGGCUGGGAGAUGGGCUGUUGCUCAGCAAAGGGGACAAGUGGAGUCGGCACCGCCGCCUGCUGACACCUGCCUUCCACUUUGACAUACUGAAGCCCUACAUGAAGAUCUUCAACCAGUGCGCUGAUAUCAUGCAUGCUAAAUGGCAGCGCUUGGCAGAGGGCUCAGAAGUCUCCCUUGACAUGUUUGAGCAUGUCAGCCUCAUGACCCUGGACACUCUUCAGAAAUGUGUCUUCAGCUACAGCAGCAACUGCCAGGAGAAGAUGACUGAUUACAUCUCGGCCAUCAUUGAGCUGAGCGCACUGGUGGUCCGGCGUCAGUAUCGCCUGCAUCACCACAUUGACUUCAUCUAUUACCGUACAGCAGACGGACGGCGUUUCCGGCAGGCCUGUGACACCGUGCAUCACUUCACCACGGAGGUCAUCCAGGAGCGGCGGCGGGCGCUACACCAGCUGGGGGCUGAGGCCUGGCUUAAGGCCAAGCAGGGCAAGACCUUGGACUUCAUAGAUGUGCUGCUCCUGGCCAGGGAUGAAGAUGGGAAGGAACUGUCAGAUGAGGACAUCCGAGCUGAGGCAGACACCUUCAUGUUUGAAGGUCAUGACACGACAUCCAGCGGGCUCUCGUGGGUGCUGUUCAACUUGGCCAAGUACCCAGAGUACCAGGAGAAGUGCCGGGAAGAGAUCCAGGAAGUCAUGAAAGGUCGGGAGCUGGAGGAACUGGAGUGGGAUGACCUAACCCAGCUGUCCUUCACCACCCUGUGCAUCAAGGAGAGCCUCCGCCAGUUCCCACCUGUGACCCUGAUCUCCCGCCGCUGCACGGAGGACAUUAAGCUCCCAGAUGGGCGCAUCAUCCCCAAAGGAAUCAUCUGCCUAGUCAGCAUCUAUGGGACCCACCAUAACCCUACAGUGUGGCCUGACUCCAAGGUGUACAACCCCUAUCGCUUUGACCCGGACAACCCACAGCAGCGCUCCCCGCUGGCUUACCUGCCCUUCUCCGCAGGACCCAGGAACUGCAUCGGACAGAGCUUCGCCAUGGCUGAGAUGCGCGUGGCCGUGGCGCUGACGCUGCUGCGCUUCCGCCUGAGCGUGGACCGAACGCGCAAGGUGCGGCGGAAGCCCGAGCUCAUUCUGCGCACAGAGGAUGGCAUCUGGCUCAAGGUGGAGCCGCUGCCUCCGCGGGCCUGCGGGUCGGCGCGCCCCUGAGGAUCCCCGGGGGCCCAAGCCCCGCCCAGAGAGGCCCAGGUUCCGCCCCCGAGGGCCCAGGCCCCGCCCUCAAGAUCCUGAGGGCAUAGACCACGCCCGUCGAAGUCCAGGCUCAUUAAGCAGCCUGGUGGAGCAGGUCACACCCACUUAAGGCAAGGCUCCGCCCCUAGAGGGUCUGAUCCCGCCGCCUGAGGUCCAGGUCCAGACCGCUGAAUGCCAGUUUCUGCCCUCUUGUUUGAAGGACCAGGAUUGGCCACUCCCCUCGGGUUUAGGCCCCGCCCCAGCAUCCUUCGGAUUCAGGUCUUCAGGCUCCGCCCAUUGAGCCUUCCAAGGACCUAAGACCUGACACCUAAGGCCUCCGGGAUACAAGCCCAGUCUACUUCAGAUCCCGGCCGGCUUUUAAACUGAGGAUUUGAGAACUGGAGCCUGAGAUCAGAACCUUGAACCGAACAUCACCUUCCUGAGGCCUCCAGCUCAUGUGGAUGAACUCCUCAGGAAUUAGGUUGCAUCCCAGGGCCCACGCUGUUUGUUGUUGAUUUGUAAACCCAGACUCUCCCUUUCAAGCUCCUUCCUUCCUCCCUUGCUCAAAGGCCCUUUGCUGAGUGUCCUGAUUUUUGCAGAAUAAAAGCAAGGGAUGCAGACAUCCCCCAUCAUCCAUCCCCUAGCCAGGUCAGAUCCUUACACCUGGAUUCCAGCAAGGAAAUGAGGGGUCCUGGACAGUUGGGAAGCUGUGGGCUGGGAGGCUGGGAAGCCAUUUGUCUUCGGACAUAAACUCAGACUUUUGGGGACAGUUUGUGCAUUCAUUUAUUUCAACAUACUGCAUAGCAAGUGUCUGCUGGCACUGGGCCAGGAGCACAACACCAGGCAAAUUCCUGCCCUCAGGAGGAUGGGGGGGGGGCAUAUGUUGGACAAAUAAUUCCAUGGGUAAAAUUAUUUGCGACCUGUGACAAGAGAGGCCUUGGUGCUGCACAAGUAUAAUGGGGGUGGAGGGUGGCUCAAGGAAAACUACUCUGAUGCUGAAGUUGGAGUAAAAGUUGAGUGGUGACAAGAGAGAAAAGAGCAUUCCAGGCAGCAGGAACAGCAUCUGCAAAUGUCCUGAGGUGGGAGAGAGUGUGGUAUGCUUGUGGAACUCACAAGGGGCCAGGGUGGCUGGAUCUGGGGAGUGGGGGCAGAGUGGAGGAAUGGUGAGCAGGGUCCAACAGCACAAGAACUGUGGGCCGCAUCACAGUUCAGGCUUUAUGCAGAGGGUAAUAGGGAGCUAUAGAGUGUGUGUGAGCAGGGGCAGGGGAGGUUAUGGUCAGAUCUGGGCUGUCAGGGAGGUGGCUGGGAAAGGGUGUACAGGGGGCUGGAAACUCAGGGAAGAGAGAGGCUGAGUUUGUGGGGAGAGGAGGGGUGACUAUCUAGCUGUGAGGGCUGAGGGGAGGGAGGAGGUAAGGGUGAUUGCCAAGUCUUUGACUGGAGGAGUAGUGCCUGAUAUGGUGCUAUAGAAGGUGGGCCAAUGACAAUAAUCAUAUAAUAAUCAUAUUAAUUCAUCAAGUAUUUUUUGAGCAUCUGCUGUGAGCCAGGCAGUGUUUGAAUCCUUGCGUCCUUGACAUUCUAGAGGGGGAAACAGAUGACAAGUGAUAAAUAAGCAAAUAAAUAAGUUCACACAGCCUUGGAGGUCAUUGAAAGGAUUUUGAGUUUUAUUGUGACAGAAGUGGGGAGCCAUGGAGGGUUCUGAGCAAAGGAGGGACAAGAUUUGUCUUACAGUCUUGGGUUGCUACAUUGAAUAGAGACUGUGGCAAGGAUGGGAUGAGGGAGAUCAGAUUGGUGGGGGGGUGAUGUGAGAUGAUGGUGCCUCUACCCAAGCUGGGAGCUGUAGAGGUGCAAAGGGGUGGUUGGAUUAUGAUGAGAAAUGAUUGUUUCAUGAAGGUAGUGCUGGCAGGUCUGCAGAUGGUUGGAAUGUGGGGUUUGGGAGGAUGGGAGGACCCCAUGUUUGGGUCUGAGCACCUGGAAAGAUGGAAACACUAUCAGUUGAGAUGGAGAAUCCCAAAUGGAGUAAGUGGUGUUUUUUUUUUUUUGGUGGGUGGGGAGAGUGAGGUGGGGGUGAGAUCAGCCUGUUAGUUUGAGCCAGGAGGAGCUGGAGAUGUCAGGCUGGCGGGUGGAUAGAUGGGUCCUGAACUUGGGAGAGAGUUCAGGGCUGGUGAUGUACAUCUGGGGAGGCUCAGUGUUUACAUGUUGUUUUAAAAGCCUCAGGACUGGGUGAGAUCAUCUGGGGUGUGUGUGUGUGUGUGUGUGUGUGUGUGUGUAUGUGUGUGUGUGUGUGUGUGUGUACAGAGGAGGGGUUUAAGGACCAAGCCCCAGGGGUCUCCAGAGUUAAUAAUGAGAUAUGAAUCGAUUGAAUGCUUCCUGUGUGCCCUUCCCAGAUAUUCUCAUUUAAUUCUCAAGGGAACUCUUAUCAUGAAAUGGAUACUGUCACUAUCUCAUUUAACAGAAGGGGAAACUUAGUUCCCCACAGUGAAAUGACUCACCUAAGGUCCUACAGCGAUAUCCUUGGGACCUCAGAGGGGGCCCUGAGUUCUUUCCUUCCCCAUCUCUCGGGCUCCUCGUCCUGGCUGGGUCCCUAGCCCCUCUUUGCCCAGAAGAGGGUGUCCGCAGGGAUAGGGUAGGGUUGGGGGGGGCGUGGAGGAGAUAAGGCAAACCUAGGAUGCCGAUCCUGGGGCGCCCCCAGGUGGCGCGUGGUGGGAUCGUCGGCCGGAAUCCCCUGUCCGAAGCUGCUCGCGGACUGAGCGGGAAACGUGCGAUCCCUGGCCUUACAGGAGUCACCCGGCUCUUGCCGAUGCUGCCUCUUCCACAUCUUCGUCCGGACUCAGGGUCUCCAAGCGCGCAUCAUUCCCUAAACAUUGUACCGGCCUCUCCCCACCCCACCUUCCCUUGCAACUCCAUCAGACACCAGCAAAAAUAACUUUGCCUUGGGAGGCGACACAUGUGGGUUCAAACCCCGGCUCUGCACCUUAUUAGCCGUGGGCUCGGCACGUGACUGCUCCUCUCUGCACCUCCGUUCUCCCCUGUCACGUGGAUUUUACAGGAUCAUCAUGCUUGUAAUGUAGAUCGACUUUCCGCUAAAGGCUGUGAUGGUGAAUGAAAGAGACAGGGAGGAAGGGAGGAGGGCCCGGGAACUACAGGCUCUAAGGCAUCUGGUCUCCACUAGUUCGGCGUGUGUGUGUGAGCGUGUGUGCACGCUCAGUCUUGUGUGACUUGGUAUGUUGGGGUGCAUUUGGGUGAAUAUGUGAGCAUGCAUGUGUGUGCAAGUAUGUGAGUGUGUGUAUGUAAGAGUCAAAAUGUGUGUGAUUGUGUGAGUACAUGUGUGCUGUGUGUGAGAUUGUGUGUGCAUGCAUCGGUGUGUGCAUGUGUGUGUGGCUGUGUGUGGAUGGGUGUGUUGGGAAGAGAGGAGAGGAGAAUCUCACUCACCAAAUGACUGCCACUGUCCACAUCAGGCUGUGUUCAUCGCAGGAGCUGCUGUCCAAACCUCCCUCCCUUCUGCUUGCAGCAGGCAGGACAUUCUGGAGAAAUAAUGCCCUUGGAAGCAGCCCUGAUGGAGGACUGGUGGGUGCAUGUUCUCUGCUAUCUCCCAGAGGGACUGAGCCCCAGGUGCCCACGGUGGGAACUUCCUUGAUAAAACACCUUUUACCUGCUGCCUUCCCUUUUCUGUCUCAUUUCCCCACUAUCUUACUAGCAUUUCCUGGAAUCACCUCCCAAGGAAACAAUUUACAGUUGAUUUCUUUUCUCAGGGACACCUCCAAAUAAAGUAUUAUCACUCGAAU
Messenger RNA from Orcinus orca (killer whale), 5497 nucleotides. RefSeq names its product ultra-long-chain fatty acid omega-hydroxylase. The record is from RefSeq and is a predicted model, not a curated record. The transcript is spliced from 13 exons. NCBI's taxonomy places the organism in Eukaryota, Metazoa, Chordata, Mammalia, Artiodactyla, Delphinidae. The coding region runs from base 81 to 1694 and encodes 537 amino acids. Gene Ontology annotation, biological process: ceramide biosynthetic process. Gene Ontology annotation, cellular component: endoplasmic reticulum membrane. Gene Ontology annotation, molecular function: monooxygenase activity; iron ion binding; heme binding.